This is a messenger RNA of Dermatophagoides farinae (American house dust mite), 2607 nucleotides long. RefSeq lists its product as uncharacterized. Lineage: Eukaryota; Metazoa; Arthropoda; Arachnida; Sarcoptiformes; Pyroglyphidae. Gene Ontology annotation, cellular component: nucleus; cytoplasm. Gene Ontology annotation, molecular function: calcium ion binding; protein serine/threonine phosphatase activity. The record is from RefSeq and is a predicted model, not a curated record.
UUAAUGAAAUUACAAACAAAUAAUGUUUGUGAUAAUCAUUGUUUCAUUAUAAUUUGUCAACAACAUGGUGGUGGCGCUGCCGGUAACAUUGGUGGACAUAUUAUGUUACGUCGAACGAAUGUAUUUUUUCCUUGUUUACCAUUGAAUCCAUUAAAAACAUGGUCUGAAUCAUCCAUUGAAGCGGCAUUAAGUUUAUUAUUACCAUCAAAUAUUUAUAAUGAUCAUGAACGUUUAAUGGAAUUUGUCAAUGAUAUACCAUUUCGUCGUUUUGUUUGUAUGGAUAUAUUUCGUAUACAAUUACCGCAUACACAGAAUUUUAUAACACGUUUAAUUUAUUUGGUUGAAUUGGAUCCAACUAAUAAAAAUAUUGUUUGUGGUUGUUUAUCACAGCCACAAUCAAUUAUUAGUAGUAAUAAUUAUCGUUGGUAUCCAAUUAAUGAUGCAAUAUCAAGAAAAAUAAAAAAAAUCUGGGGACCAGAAGUUAGUUUCUAUACAAAUAUUGCCAUAGAAGCAUUGAAUUCAAAUCAACCAUUUGUCGAUUCAACAGCAACCGAAUAUAGUUUAAGUGAUGCAUUCAAAUAUGUACCACGUGAAUCACCGAUCACCAUGGAAGAACAAAUGCUUGGACAGACAAAUAUUACUGUCAAUGAUAUUGAACGUUUAUAUGCUGAUUUUAUUGAACAUUGUUUUCCUAGUUUUUUCUUUACAAAAUUUUCAUUCGAUAUGUAUAUGAAAAAACAUCAAAUCGAAUCGAAUCCAUCGAUCAUUUCAAGAUAUUAUCUUGCAUUUCGUUUUCGUGAAAAACAAUAUAUGCAAUUUCAUGAAUUAUUACUUGGCCUGGCAGCUAUUGAUCAUCGUUCACCGCAUGAAGAAUUUCGUAUUCGUUUUAUAUUUCGAUUCUAUGAUCAUAACCAGGAUCGUUAUCUAAAUUAUCAAGAAUUUGAACGUCUUAUACAUGAUUUAGAAAUGAUAACAGCAACAGAAAUUAAAUCACCAUCAUCAUCAUUAUCAAUGAAUCAAACACAGAUACGUUUAUUGAUGAAAAAAAUUGGCACCGUUAUUGUAAAUCAAGAAGAAAUGAUUAAUUUUGAUUCAUUUCGUCAUGCAAUACAAAAAUGUUUAUUACUUGGUACAAAUCAAUUAUGUCGAUCAUCAGUAUCACCAUUUGGACAGAUAACAAGAUCAUUGGCAACAAGAAAAUUGUGUACAACUGUAUCGAAUAAAAAUCUUUAUAAUAUUUGUUUGAAUCGUCGUUAUAAAAAUCCAUGUGAAAAUUGUAAACGUAAACAAUAUGAUUUAUCAUCCGAUGUAAUUGUAUUGGAUUAUCGUGGCCAUUUAAAAUCCAUUCAUCGUAUAGUGGAUUAUUCGAAAAAAACAUCAAUGAAAAAAACAUCACCCACCGAGAAAGCAUUUGAUCAAAAUUCAUUAAUGUAUUUUAUAUUGCAAAAAAUACGUGAAUUUAAUAAGGAAAAAAAUCAACCACAUAAUCUACGUAAAGGUGAAAUUGGUUUAUUCAAUAAUUUAAAUCGUAAAGAAACACAAACAUUUUGUGAUGAUUUUCGUAUCAUUUGUUCAGAGGUGGCCAAAAUAUUCGAACGUGAAGAUCGUGUAUUGAAAAUUUGUGAUCCAUGCUAUGUUAUUGGCGAUAUUCAUGGCAAUCUUGAAGAUUUGUUGACAUUGGAACAAUGUUUGUGGAAAAGUUUUCCAUUAUUAACAUCAAAUUAUCUAUUUCUUGGUGAUUAUGUUGAUCGUGGACGUUGGGGUUUUGAAUGUUUUUAUUAUUUAUUGAUUGCCAAAUACUUGUGUCCGAAGAAAAUAUUUCUUAUUCGUGGUAAUCAUGAAAUUGAAUGUAUACAAAUGAAAUAUUCAUUUCAUAAAGAAUUGUUAAGAAAAUAUGGUCAACAUAUGGGACAACAAUUUUUUGAAUUAAUCAAUGAAGUUUUUAAUCGUUUACCAUUUGCAGCUAUUAUAAAUGAUUCAAUUUAUUGUGCACAUGGUGGCCUACCAUAUACUGAACAGAAUUUAGCCGUUUUAAAUCGUGAAAUGCCUAAAGUUAUUCGUGAUCCAGAAAAUGAAGCCAUACCUGUUUGGGAAUUAGUAUGGAGUGAUCCAUUAGAAUUUGCAAAAUUUGGUGAACAAGCUGAAUUACUUGGUCUACCACCGGCUUAUAUGAAUGGGUUUUUUCUGCCCAAUAUUAAACGUGGUACAUCAUUCUUUUUCAAUGAAUAUGCUGUUAUUGCAUUUUUCAAGGAAAACAAUCUUAAUUAUAUGAUUCGUGCACAUGAAGUACCGGCACCUGGUUAUAAAUUUAAUUUCGGUACACUUUGUACAACAAUAUUUUCAUGUUCACAUUAUUGUGGUAAUAAUAAUGAAUGUGCCGUUGUUUUUAUUGAUCGUGAUUCACGUAUACGUAUUGUUCGUAUUGAUACAUCAAUGAAUCAAUCAGCUACUUAGUGUGUGAUGAAUUGAUAAUUGUGAUAAUAAAUUUUUUGAAAUUUAAUUUUAAAAAAAAUAAUUGAAUCGACUAUCGAUAUAUCGAUAAUAAAAACAAUCGAUUUGUGGUGAGUCACGAUUCACGUGUAUACGCAGAAUAAAAUUUUCAAAAUA